Molecule: messenger RNA, 2573 nt
Organism: Spodoptera littoralis (African cotton leafworm)
Lineage: Eukaryota; Metazoa; Arthropoda; Insecta; Lepidoptera; Noctuidae
Source: the annotation of a GenBank genome assembly
AAAUUAUUCAAUGAUUUGGCAAGUUGGAGUACAAGAAAGCUCUAUCACUUUCUUUUUAUCGAAAGUAAACAAUAAACUAAUUGUAAUUUAAUUAUAAACAGACUUUUAUACAAUUUAGUUACUAACCAAUGUGCCUAGAACGGUAAAAGACUUCAAGAAAACGGUGAACGCGGAAAACGUUCGCACAAUGUCGAACGCGUCGGUGAGUAUAAAGAUCAGGGCGGGGCUGACGUCUUCAGACCCUGAGCAGCAGCCAGUACUGAUAGUGGGGCAGGCGGCCCACCUCAGCGCCCUCAACUGGGACGAUGUGCGCUGUAAACUGGAACCUAGAGUUAGUGAAGAGGCCUGGCGCCGUGGUCUUCAAUGCGUGACUUCAUCCCCGGGCGACUCGUGCGAGCUCUGGCCGCGCGCAGUCUCUCUAGCAUCAUUACCAGCUCGACGCUCCCGUCACGCUGCACCAGCCAGAAACCAUGCUCUGGCUAAAAUCGUCCGGUCUACUCAACGGUCUACUGAUGAGACUAUUGUGUUGGUAUGCCGCAAACGCGACGCUCUACCGAGCGCAGUAAGUAUAGCGCGCUGCUACCCUUUAUUCCAAGCGCGUUCCGCCGCCUCCCCGCUCAGCGCAGCGCCGGCGCCACCUGCCGCGCGCUCCGUUGCCGUAGAAAUACAUCUGCUUAAGGAGGAUAAACCCGGUCAGUACUAUAGUAAAACUUAUGCCCGAAUACUGAAAGAUGGGGAAUCAGAGGACGAGGGUAUCGGUACUUUAGACCCCGCGUUAUGUGACAACACCCUGUCUGCUGAGGAGGUUCAGACCUUGCAGGAUGCAGCGGAUGCCACCAGGCUGGCUGCCAGGAUCACUGAUACUCCGGCCAAUAUUAUGAAUGUUGAUAAGUUUAUUGAGGAAGCAUUCAAAGUAGCAAAAGAACUGGAUAUCCUCGAACCAACAGUGAUUCGGGGAGAGGAACUGAAAGCUCGUGGGAUGGGAGGGAUCUACGGAGUGGGGAGGGCGGCGGCCUGUCCACCGGCACUCGUGACGCUGUCAUACAAUGCCCCCGGCGCUGCGGACACUGUGGCCUGGGUGGGCAAGGGCAUCGUCUACGACACCGGCGGCCUCAGUAUUAAGGCAAGGACUUCAAUGGUAGGUAUGAAGGGUGACUGCGGCGGGGCGGCGGCAGUACUGGGCGCGUUCGCCCUGGCGGUCAAGUCCAAACCAACCGUCAAUCUACACGCCGUGCUGUGUCUCGCUGAGAACUCUGUCGGCCCUCUUGCUACUAGACCAGAUGACAUCCACACCCUGUACUCGGGACGCACCGUAGAAAUCAACAAUACGGAUGCUGAAGGCAAGCGGGAGCAGUCACUCGAUGAUUUUCACCACUUAAAAAAAAAAAGCGUGGCCCUUGUAGCAAACCCUUCUUAUGUAAAGAAGAUUAAUAGUCUAGCAGUGAGCCAACAGGCUAUUGAUGAUGAUGAUGAUUAUGAAUGUCUAUUUACAGGUCGCUUGGUCCUCAGUGACGGUGUGGUUUACGCCUCUAGGAAUCUGAAGGCGGAUACCAUUGUGGAUAUCGCCACUCUUACUGGAGCACAGGGCACGGCGACGGGCAAGUACCACGCGGCCGUGGUGUCGAACAGCGCGCGGCUGGAGGCCGUGUGCGUGGCGGCCGGCCUGCGCUCCGGGGACCUCGCGCACCCGCUGCCCUUCGCGCCGGAGCUGCACUUCACAGAGUUCUCCAGCUGCGUCGCCGACAUGAAGAACAGCGUCGCGGACCGUAACAACGCUCAGCCAUCGUGCGCUGGUUUGUUCAUACUGUCCCACCUGGGCUUCGACUUCCCCGGAAACUGGCUACAUAUCGACAUGGCGUCGCCUGCGCACUGCGGCGAGCGCGCCACGGGGUACGGCGUGUCCCUGUUGUGCGUCCUGUUCGGCGCCCACACGCACUCCGCGCUACUGCGGGCACUCGCGCCCGACAGCGCGCUCUGAGACACGCGCCAGAUGGAAAUCAACACCUGAAACGCAGUUAAUAAAGAGGUAACAUUCAAAUUAAGCAUUUAAACUAAAAAAUCCAACUUCAAUAACUUUAAAAAGACCGGUUACAUUUGUAUUAUGGUCCUGAAUCAUCCAGUGUAAGUAUAUCAAAAAGACUACCUACCUCAUUGGUAUAACAUGCAUUAAGUUAUUACAAAAAACGCAAUAAGAAAAAAAAUUCCCGCUUUUUUUUCAAAUGUCAAACUCAAAUGAACCAUAGACAACAAGCACAGAUAAUAUCAAAGAAAAAUAGACGUUUUCAAUAUAUAUUUUUUUUAGUUUGAAUAAGUACCUUUUUUUAAUUAGUGUAAGUAAAAGAGGUAGGUUUAAAAGCAACUGCCGUCUUCAAGGAAUAAUUAUGAAUCUUAAAAUAAUUAUUAUUAUGGCUAUCAAUUAGUUAAUGCGGUUUUUAAAUGAUUUUUAUAUAUUUGUAUUUAAAUUGUAAGAUUGUUGUAAGCAUAGAUAUGGCAUAAGCUGUAGUUAGGUCAUUUGUUUAAGUACCAUCUCAUAGGCCUUGAAUAAAAUCUACCUAGGUACCUAUUUCGCUUGA